CGCGGAUGCCGCCGCGGGCCGCGCCGCGACCGCGGACGCGGGCUGCCGCGCAGAACGCGGACGGCGGUCCGCGGCCCGCGCGGCGGCAGGGCGGCUUCGGCGCGGCCGUCCAGGGCGGCGCGGCCUCCGCGGAGCCGCUGAGCGACCUGCGCACGGCGUGGGCCGAGGCCUGCUGCAGGGGCGACCUCUGCUUCAGAGACCCGCAGCUCGCCGCCCUCGCCGCCUCCGCCGUUGGCCGCCUCGGGCGACCCCCAGCGGCGGCGGCCCACUCGGGCGCACGGCCGUCGCACGCGCUUGCGGCGGCGCUCGUCUUCCCGCCAGGCGGAGGCGUGGCCCUGGACCCGGAGCUGGCGCUGGCGCCGGACUUCUUCGAGUUGGGCGGCCUGGUCCGGGCGGCGCUGCCCGACUUCCUGGCGGACCGCGCCUGGACGGGGCGCAUCCGCCUGCCCUCCUGGCGCCUCGCCGAGCUCCUGCAGCCCCCGGCCGAGAGCUGGCAGCAGCUCGCGGGGCAGGUGGCGGAGCUGGUCGAGCAAGUGGCGUGGCUGCUGAUCGACCCGAUGGGCAGGGAGUCGAAGCGGCAGAUCGCCUCGCUGUCGCAACCCGUGGCCGCCCUGGGCGACGCGCAGGCCGCGGAGCACGGGGGCUGCCCGGCGAAGACCGCCACGCGCCGGCAGAGGAAGCGCGCCGUGGCCAUCCGCCGUGAGGCGGCACUCGGCCUCGGCCAGGCGGCCUUUCGGGCGCCAGCGGGCGGUGCCGCCGGUUGCGCGGAGGACACAUCUUGUCCUCGUCCUCCUCGUCCUCGUCGUCGUCCUUCUCAUUCUCAUCGUCCUCCUCCUUCCUCC
Prorocentrum cordatum is the source of this 842-nucleotide messenger RNA. NCBI's taxonomy places the organism in Eukaryota, Dinophyceae, Prorocentrales, Prorocentraceae. The record is from the annotation of a GenBank genome assembly.